Molecule: messenger RNA, 2672 nt
Organism: Pseudo-nitzschia multistriata
Lineage: Eukaryota; Bacillariophyta; Bacillariophyceae; Bacillariales; Bacillariaceae
Source: the annotation of a GenBank genome assembly
CGCAUGAACCAUCAAUAUCACUGACUAAACAAUACAGUAAUACAGUACUGCAACAACGCAAUGGAAACAACUCACCGAACCAAUAAAUAGCUUUCGAAACGCAUUCUGGGCAGCCAAGGACAUGACCGAUUCCGGAGCAGCUACGGGAACGGCAAUGGCAACGGCAAUGGCAAUGGCAACGGCAACCGCAACGGCAACGGCAACGGCAACGGCAGAGGACGGACCGCUGGUUCCCCCGGACGGAUCGCUGGACGGGUCUUCCUCUUCCCUUCCACCGCCGCCCACCCGCGACUACUCCAGGCUCCGAAAGGCCGCCGCCUCGCAGUCCCUCGCCCGGUUGAAGGAGGAAAUCUCCGCCGGGGAGUGGAAGGCCCGGGACAUCGACGACAACGACGCCUACAACCACUCCAAGGGCAGGCAGCGCCAGAGGCAGCACGCCUCCAAGAGCGCCCUGCACAUGGCCGCCUGGAAGGGCUGCCUCGACAACGUCCGGUACCUGUUGGAGAAAGUGGGCUGCGACAUCGACGCCUACUCCAGGCAGGAGUUCAGCUACGGCAAGACGGCCAUCUUCUUUGCCCUCACGCAGAGCCGGAUCGUCGUGACGGAGUACCUGCUGGAGAGGGGGGCCAAGGUGACCAUUGUCAACAACAAGGGCCAGUCGGUCCUCAGCAUGGCGGCCACCCACUUUCCCUCUGGCGGCGGCGGCGGCGGCGACAACGACAACAACGACGAGAGCGAGAGCAACGCGGGGGCGAGGAUCGUCCGGACCAUCCAAACGCUCGAGCGCGCCCAGGGAGACUGGUGGAACUUUCGGGCCUCCCACUCGGACGGCUUCGAGUACGGGGACCUGGACCCCCGCUUCUUUGCCGACCGGCCCCUCUCGGAAACCGACGUGGUGACCACCCUGGCCAUCAACCCGACCACCCGGGAGACCCGCAAGGGGGGCUUUCUGAAGCGGAACCCAGGGGCGGCCUCCCGGCCCUUCAACAGGAACUGCGAGAAGAAGCCAAGAGCCAAGGCAAACGCCAAAGCAAAGGCAAGGGGCCGGGCCGCGGGGGUUCCGGCGGGCCUCCCGCCGGGGGAGCGGGAGGAGCUGGACCGGGCCUGGGGGUCGCUGGUGGCGAGAGCGGCGUCGCCGGAAGAGCCGGCCGCCGGCACCACCACCGAAGAGGAAGAGGAACAGGAACAAGAACGGCUGUCACCACCAACAGAGACAACGACGACGACGACGACACCACCAUCAACAACAACGACAACGACAACGACAACGACAACGACAACGACAACAACGCCCUCGUUGUCGUCGCAGCUGCUGCGGAUAGUCCGGCUGAGCGACCGGCAGCGCCUUCCAUGGAUCCCAACCACCGCCGCCAAACUGAAAGAACUCUUCGGAUCCGAACAAACGAUCGGCCUCUUGGAGGGGGCGAUCCGAGAUCCGGCGGCCACGAAACGGCAGCAAAAGCUCCUCCAUAAAAUACGGGGCCGGCUGGGGCCGGGGGGGGUCCUUCAACCCACCGGUGGGGGCAACCGAGCGCGGGAAACCCGCAGCGAAGACGACCCAACCAAAACCAAAACCGAACAAGACAGCGACCACGACCAAGGCGUUUUUCUCUUUUCGUCGUUCCACUGGGCGACGGCGCGCGCCGUGGUCAGGGAUCUCUCCGUGUCGGUGCUCGAACCCCGGCAGGCACCACCCCCCGAACCCGAAGGGUGCCUCGCGUCGCCGCCGCCGCCUCCGGUUCUGUCGCUCCCGGAGCCUCCGGUGUUUGUGGACUCCCCCGCCCCGCUCGAGGACCUCCUGGCAAGGGUAGAGGCGGCGAGGCUGGUGGCCAUCGAUACCGAGUGGUACGCGCCCGGAACAAGCGGAACAGGCGGACCGCGGACCGCCCUGUCGAUCCUCCAGCUGUCCUUUGUGGCGGGGGACGGGGGCGGCGGCGCGGACCCACGGACUCCCGUGCUAGCGAACUACGUCGUCGAUCUCAAGAAGGCAGAGGAGUCUUGCGCGGCGGACCAUUGCAUCGACAACGAAGACGAAGACGAGUACCGUUGCCUAGCGAAGCGGCUGGUGGGAAAUUUGCUGGGUUUGGACGGCGAUGGCGCGGAUGAAGAUGCCGGACCGCUGGUUCUGGGAUUUGCGAUCAAGCACGAUUUGCACUACCUGGAAGCAUUCCUUGACAAAAAGAGCGGAGGGCACGGACGACCAUUGGCAGCACCGGCGGUGACAGCAGCAACGACAGCAGUAGCAGCAGCUCCCAGCGGGACCCACACCGACAAGCCAAGCUCCAUCGUUUCCCCCCGGCUGCUCGACCUGCAGGCCGCCAUGGCGGCGGCCGUUCGUUCGACCGGCGGCGGAUCGGCCACCCAGAGAAAACCCCGCUCCCAGCUCCCGGGCCUCAGGUCCUGCGCGGCCCGGUACUCGGACACCCCGCUCUCCAAGGACCACCAGUGCUCCGACUGGGGGAGACGCCCCCUCUCGGAGGCCCAGCUGGGCUACGCCGGCCUCGACGCGGCCGUCCUCCUGGUGCUCCUGGCCGAGCGGUCCCGCGAGGCGGAAGCGGGAGGGGAGGGGUGACCCGUUGGGUUCCGCACGGGCACGGACGCGGUGGGAAGGGACCGAACCAGGUAGUUGUGGUAGCCGGCAUCAUCGAAUGGAAUGAAUCGCAUCGAGUUUU